This is a messenger RNA of Penaeus indicus, 491 nucleotides long. Its product is annotated as large ribosomal subunit protein eL24-like. Gene Ontology annotation, biological process: cytoplasmic translation. Lineage: Eukaryota; Metazoa; Arthropoda; Malacostraca; Decapoda; Penaeidae. Gene Ontology annotation, molecular function: structural constituent of ribosome; mRNA binding. Gene Ontology annotation, cellular component: cytosolic large ribosomal subunit. The record is from RefSeq and is a predicted model, not a curated record.
UCACCAUGAAGAUACAACUCUGCAAUUUCAGCGGAUACAAGAUCCAGCCGGGCCGAGGCAAGACCAUGGUCCGGACGGACGGGAGGGUGAUGGUAUUCCUCAAUGCAAGGAGUGAGGCAGCCUACUUAAUGAAGAAAAACCCACGUGAAGUACGAUGGACUGUGUUGCACAGGCGAUUGCACAGGAAGGGUGUCGAAGAAGAAGUGACAAAGAGACGUACCCGCCAUACCCAAAAGUUCCAGCGUGCCAUUGUUGGUGCCUCACCCACAGAUAUCAUGGCUAAGAGGAACAUGAAGCCUGAAGUUCGCAAGACUCAGAGAGAACAGGCUAUCAGAGCUGCCAAGGAGAGGGCAAAGGCUGCCAUUGCCAAGGCAGCUGCUAAAGAGCCCCCACCCCCCCAAGGCGGAAAGCAAGGAAAAAAGGGACAAAAGGCUCCUAAGCUCCAGAAGGGUGGUCGCCCUGCACAGGGUGGGCGUGGCCAACGUCGCUAA